This is a messenger RNA of Clupea harengus (Atlantic herring), 5653 nucleotides long. It is a transcript of the gene rgs19, whose product is annotated as regulator of G protein signaling 19. The record is from RefSeq and is a predicted model, not a curated record. NCBI's taxonomy places the organism in Eukaryota, Metazoa, Chordata, Actinopteri, Clupeiformes, Clupeidae.
UAUGAACGCAAGAGCAUACACAUGAAUGUCAUAUAUAUAUAUGCUGCAUGUACACAUCAGGAUGUGAAAUGUGUGUGUGUGUGUGUGUGCGUGCGUGUGUGUGUGUGUGUAUGUGCAUGCAAGCAUGUGCAAUUAUUUCCUAAAGGACAUGGAGUGUUGUAGAGGCCUCUCCGUGGCUUAAGUGUGAGCCUGUGAGAGCCACACCAGGGGGAGAAUGGGAUGUUAAAGAGGAAGUAUGAGUCACUCUUGUCACUCUGUGGCCAUUUUGCUCUCUCUCUCGUCCCUGAGUGGAGGCGUUUGCCAAUAGACAGCCCGUCCACCACAGCCUGACAUGCACUCACUCCAGUAGCCAGCACCAACAGGGCAGGGCGUUCUCUCUGUGUCUCUCUCUAUCUACAGUACGUCACUUUGUCACGCUGUCUCUACAUCUGGUCCCUAGACACACAGACACAGACACAGACACACACAGACACAUGCACACCCAUCUGUAGAGAGAUAGGUGUCUGUGAGCUGUUCUGCCGUAGGUUACUGAUAAACGAGCAUAUAAAGGUGUGUGUAUCCCCUGGGAGUUGUUUCAUUUUGGUUCGAGUUUUUUUUUUCUUUUUUUUUUCUCUCUCUCCUUCCAAAUAAAGUGAUGACUAACAGCCGCGCCCUGUACCUUAACCAAACCCCUCAGCUCCUGUUUAGCUGUGUGUUAACUCUGUUCUUUCCAGAGUUGGCUCUCUGUUUCUUCCCCCAUCCCCCUCCUCCCUCUCUUCUUUUCGUCUGUUGCCCAUUUCCUCUUUUUCAUUUCUGAGUGUCCUUCCUCUUUGGGCUCGAGUGUGGUAAAGGAGAAGUUGGAGACCUGAGGCAUGGUGUUCCUCCUCGUGCCCUCAGCUCCCGACUCGAUGUCUCUUGCGCUGAUCGGCUAGCCACAAACGCUAACACAGCCCUUUCAGGAACAUACAAGGAAAAACACACCAGGGGAAAAAAAAACAUGUUUCUGGUAACACAGCUGAAAAGAAGAGGAUGUCUCCCCAGUGACUUACAGCACUUCCAGGAGUGGUCUACGGCCAGGGGGAUGACAUGCAUGUGUCCAGGCUGUUAACAACGUUGAGGAUUUUAAGACUAUUAGGCUGCCAGCACUCAAGCCAUGAUGGACAUACUGUACACAGGCCCUGUCCCGGCAGACCGCGAGUCUCCCAUGGCUCGCAGCGAGACGUCCCCCGGUCGGACGCAGGGCUCGUCCCAGCGGCCCAACGCCUGCUGCUUCUGCUGGUGCUGCUGCUGUAGCUGCUCAUGUCUCACUGUUAGGAAUGAAGACGAAAGGCGUGGCAGGAAAACGUCCGAGGACACCAAGCUGGAGACCAUACCAAACUGUGAAGCUUGCACCAAACCGACGGUAGAGGAGAUGCGGCUGUGGUCGCAGUCCUUCGAUAAGCUGAUGAAGAACCCGGCCGGCCGCAACGUGUUCCGCGAGUUCCUGCGCACGGAGUACAGCGAGGAGAACAUGCUCUUCUGGUUGGCCUGCGAGGACCUCAAGAAGGAGCCCAACAAGAGCGUGGUGGAGAACACGGCACGCAUGAUCUACGAGGACUACAUCUCCAUCCUCUCCCCCAAGGAGGUGAGUCUGGACGCCCGCGUGCGCGAGGGGAUCAACAAGAAGAUGCAGGAGCCCACGCAGCACACGUUUGAGGACGCCCAGCUGCAGAUCUACACGCUCAUGCACAGAGACUCCUACCCCCGCUUCCUCAACUCCUCCAUCUACAGGUCGCUGGUGCAGAUGGGAUCACGCUCCUCCUCCGAAUCGUAGACCCUGACCCGCCGGGUGCCCUACCCCCAAACCGCCCCCCUCGCACCUCGCACCUCCCCCCGACCCCCCCCAAACCCUCCAGACCAACACACAGACCGGCUGCCUGCCUCGUUUGUUCAGUCCAUUCUGUCUUUUCUGCCCCAUCAUGGUCAUUGUCCUCCCCCCUCCUCCUCCACCCAGGAUCGUUGGUCCUCGCCCUCAUGAAAAGACAUCCUGCAAGAGUCUCCUCCCGUCUCUUUGUCUCUCUCCAUUGCACAAACCACUAAAGGAGAAAACAUCAUAACUUUGUUUUAUUUUUUGCUCUUUUUUUUUGUGGAUAGGGGAUUGGAUUGUUGAUGGUUGUUGUGUCAGUGUUGUAUGUGUUGCUUUUCUUUGGAGAAGGCCUCUGUGGAUUUGCUAAACUCUGCACAGACUACAACUGGAAGACACGGGGUCCUCUCGUGGAAGAUGCUCUCUCUCUGCUCCCGUUUUCACUUGUCUUUCAUUGAUCAUUCCACUGCUUGUGGUUCCAGCUACUACAGCAUCAACUACUGAUUUUACAACAAAGAGAACUUUUUUUGUUUCCGCGUUUCGUUUUCAAAAUUGCAAAUGUGUGCAUAGACAUAUCUUUUUUCGUUUUAGGUUUUCUUUGGUUUUGUUUUCUCCUGAUGUCAUGUUUGAAGAGAGGCCAGAGACCCGCUGCAAUAAGACACUGGAGUGGACUUUGCCACACGCAGUCCCCACCCUACUGCCGGGCAGGAGUCCCCCCCUUGCCGCUGCUCUGUUUUCAGCCAGCUUUCCACCUGCCCUCCACGCCCCUCCCAACCACCCACCAGACCUCAGCCUCAGCCUCAGCCUCAGCGCAACCUCACCUCUGCCCAUCCUACUUCACCCCAAACCCCAACCCUCAUGACCUGUUCACUGUCCACCACUGCUGUGAUUGGCUCUCUGAGGUGUAGGGCAGGGGCUGAGCAUGAGGGGGUAGGGUGGGGGGGAGUGGGAGGGGCUAAAGGAUUCCCAGGUGCAAAAAAAAGAAACAAAAAAAAAGGACUUUAGACCGAAAGAACUCUGAAACAAAGAACUGCUAAACAACGUAUCUCUGAGGAUAAACGACAAAAAAAAAAGAGAAAAAGAAAAAAACUAAAGGAGAGCAGGACCACAGAAGAGACCUGAAGAAGAAGAAGAAGAAGAAGAAGAAGAAGAAGAAGAGAAAAAAGAUGCCUAGGUCUUAAUUUCACUCAUCACAGAAUGCAUUUAAAAAAUAUAGUAUUAUUAAUGUUAUUUAUUUUCUAUUUUGUUAAAACUGUGAUUUUAAUUCUUCUUUUUUUACUUUUAUUUUCCUUGUAUGUAUAAUAAUAGAAAUCUGGAACAGCCAACACGAAGCCCAAGCAAGCUGUUGACCGCUCAACACUCGAGUGCACUUGUCCAGCUCCUUAUUUUGUAUUCCCUGUAAAAGGCUUGUUUCUCUGGCACCUCCUGUUGGUCAUUUGCGGUACUUUUCUCCGUGCGGGUGUUCUGUGUGUGCGGUGGAAGCGGUCGGUCCCAGUGUGUCAUUCUACAGGCACUCUCUCCCCUCUCUCAGUCCUCUUGACGAGUGUCCACUAGAGAUCCCACUGAAGAGACUAGGUUGAGCUCUGCUACAUUUUGCUUUUGUAGUUAUGGAGCAGGUUUGUGAGAGCUCCCAGUUUCAAUGAAUGCUGGCCAUAUUCAACGUUGUUUGCAGAUCAUAUGGUGUGUGUGUGUGUGUGUAUGUAGGUGUGUGUGUGUGUGUGUGUGUGUGUGUGUGUGUGUGGUGUUUGUAUGUCAGAGAAAGAGAUGAGCCAGGUGACUGCAGACUCAACCAGCCCAGUUCAGCCAUGCUCUCGUUCCCUCUGAAUUGAUCUGCGUUCUCCAUUCUCAAUCUCCACUCUCUCCUUGUGUCAUUUGGUUGGUCCUGGCGUCCUCAGUGAAUUUCCUUGACAUGCAUAGCUUCAUAUUCAUGAGUCAGUCACUCUGCAGUGACUGCAGCCAAUGACUGAAAGCAUCAGUACAGUACAGUUCAGUUCAGUGCAGUAUGGUACAGUAUCAGUAUACUCUGUUUUGAGUUCUGAUACACUCAUCGGUGUGUUGGUGAACUUAUCAGAGCCCUGAUUCCUAUACAGGGAACCACAAGCUGCCAUGUUUGCCUCCACACUGUAGUAUUCCAUGGCAAUUGUAAAUUUCAUUGUAAUUAUUGGGAUGAAUUAGCCAUCAUCACCUACCAGUGGCCAUUGUUAAAGUAUCUUAUUAGUCUUUUCUAUUAGCAGACCAAGGGUACAACGAGGGUACUGACGCUACUCAAGGUAAAGACCUCCCGCCCCAGCCUGCCCCUUUAGCUGUCUCUGGCCCCAGGUGAACUCACCCCUUGAUCCUGCAAGAGAGCUGAUUGUUUCUCAUUGUUUACAGAAAUUGGGAAAGGCUUAACCUGGGCUCCAUGACGGGCAUUGUUUUCCCACUGGAGGUGAUUGUGAGUUUAGGGGGAAGGAAUUGGGUGAGUGGGUUAGCCUGCCGGGUAGCGCUGUUUGCUGAAGCUUGCACACUUGCCCUCUGCUCAACACAAGAAUGUGACCCCGGAGCCCUCCGCCUCAAGAAAAGCACAGGCAAAACUACCAAACCACAGCCCUCCUAAAGGACGUUUUGCAAGAUGCGGGUGCACAACACAGGCCUCUAAGGUCUGAUCUGCUGUUGCGAUGCGAGAGAAGAAUCACAGAUUUGUCUAGUUGUCACACACACACACAUGCCAGUAAUGGCCAGUACGUCGAAUCUAAAUGCAGUGUUGGAUCGCAGUUGUGACUCUCUGUCCAUGUAUUCUCACAACAACUUUGUGGUGAUAAAAAAGAAACAACAGCCCACAAUGAUGUCACAAUGCCUACCACUCAAUCCCCUCUUUCCCCUGAACGUCAUUGGGUGACACACCAUCGGACAUUCUCUAACCGUCAUUUUUUUUCAUCAGUUUUAUUUAUUUUUAAUUAUUUGUUUAAAUUUUUUUUUCAUCCCAAUACCCAACACAUGUUGGUGGACUCUUAAGAGCAUACACACACACACACACACACACACACACACACACACACAAGAGUAGAACACAAGUAGGACUGUGCAAAAAAAAACAGGACAAAAAAAAGACUUUUAUUUACAGGAGCAACAGACUGAUCUGGCUAAUCCCUCUUGCCUGCCUCUGGUGGGCCAGCCUUCAUGACACAUCGCUCCACCGCAGCUGUACGCGACCUCAGAGACCCACUUAGUUCCUGUUCAUCUGUACUCGUGCCGUCUGUCCACCACAGCGUCUCUCUCACUCUUUUACUGGUGCUGCAGUGCUCUAGGCGUUCCUCACGGUCUUGUUUAGGGGGAGAAUUGAGUUUGGUGGGGUGGGGUGGGGAUUUAGGGAUUCAAGCAGGCAGUUUAGCCAUCAAAUGCCUCAUCCAUUCACUUGAUGGAAUCCACUCCCAUUUUUAUGUUGUGUGUUUUGAGAUUCUGAUUAUUUCUCUCUCUUGAAUAUUUUGUAAAUAGAAUACAGUACACACAUAUUUAUAUAUACUUAGACCUAUUAUAAAAAUACCUAAAUUUGUGUACCAUGAAAUUGAGAGAUUAUAAUAAGAUGUUUUUAUUUAGCAUUAAAUGAUUUUAAACUUGUUUUGUUUUUCUCUUGCCAAAAGAAUGAGUGGAGCAACUGUCUGUGCUGUUUUUUUUUUUUUUUGUGCGAAUGCGACAGGUGACUGAAGCCUUGGGAUUUCACUUUUCUUUCAAGUAUUUCAUGCUCAAAAGAUUUAUCAGUUGUGCAUGAACGUGCACUGUUUUAAGAGAAAUGUGUAUAAUAUAUGUGUGUAUAUAUGAGCAUAUAUAUAUAAACAUAUAUUUGGUAUUGUU